Thunnus maccoyii (southern bluefin tuna) is the source of this 1652-nucleotide messenger RNA. Its product is annotated as ATP-dependent RNA helicase DDX39A-like. Lineage: Eukaryota; Metazoa; Chordata; Actinopteri; Scombriformes; Scombridae. The record is from RefSeq and is a predicted model, not a curated record. The transcript has 10 exons. Gene Ontology annotation, molecular function: ATP binding; RNA helicase activity; RNA binding. The coding region runs from base 108 to 1391 and encodes 427 amino acids. Gene Ontology annotation, biological process: mRNA export from nucleus; mRNA splicing, via spliceosome.
UGUUUUUUUUCGCGAUGUACCUGAACGUACCAUACAUGUGUGCUCACUUGCUAGCUCGCUUGAAUCGCGUACAUUGACAUCGGCGGGACAUAAGAUAUCAAGGCAAGAUGGCAGAGACUGAUGUUGAUAAUGAACUUCUGGACUAUGAAGAGGACGAGGAGCCCCAAGGAGCCCCCGAGAGUGCGACCCCAGUGAACAAGAAGGAAGUGAAGGGGUCCUAUGUGUCCAUCCACAGCUCAGGCUUCAGAGAUUUUCUCCUUAAACCAGAGCUGCUCCGUGCCAUUGUGGACUGUGGUUUUGAACAUCCCUCUGAAGUCCAACAUGAGUGUAUUCCUCAAGCUAUCCUCGGCAUGGACAUCCUGUGUCAGGCCAAGUCUGGUAUGGGAAAGACAGCGGUGUUUGUACUGGCCACCCUGCAGCAGAUUGAACCUGUGGAUGGUCAGGUGUCUGUCCUCGUUAUGUGCCACACACGAGAGUUGGCCUUCCAGAUCAGCAAAGAGUACGAGCGCUUCUCCAAGUACAUGCCCACCGUCAAGGUGUCGGUGUUCUUCGGCGGCCUGGCCAUCAAGAAGGACGAGGAGGUCCUGAAGAAGAACUGCCCUCACAUUGUCGUCGGAACUCCCGGACGUACUCUGGCCCUCAUCCGCAACAAGACCCUCAGCGUGAAGAACAUCAAACACUUUGUGCUCGACGAGUGCGAUAAGAUGCUGGAGCAGCUGGACAUGAGGCGUGACGUCCAGGAAAUCUUCAGGCUGACACCUCAUGAGAAGCAGGUCAUGAUGUUCAGCGCCACGCUAAGCAAGGAGAUCCGUCCCGUCUGCCGCAAGUUCAUGCAGGAUCCCAUGGAGGUGUUCGUGGAUGACGAGACCAAGCUGACACUUCAUGGCUUACAGCAGUAUUACUGCAAGUUGAAGGACAGCGAGAAGAACCGAAAGCUUUUUGACCUGCUCGAUGUGCUCGAGUUUAACCAGGUGGUGAUCUUCGUGAAGUCAGUGCAUCGCUGCGUGGCUCUGUCCCAGCUGCUGGUGGAGCAGAACUUCCCCGCUAUCGCCAUCCACAGGGGAAUGGCUCAGGAGGAGAGGUUAUCCCGGUACCAGCAGUUCAAAGACUUCCAGCGGCGGAUCCUGGUGGCAACCAACCUGUUCGGCCGUGGCAUGGAUAUCGAGCGAGUCAACAUCGUCUUCAACUACGACAUGCCGGAGGAUUCUGACACAUACCUUCACAGAGUGGCCCGUGCUGGCAGGUUUGGGACCAAAGGCCUGGCUGUCACCUUUGUGUCAGACGAGACCGACGCCAAGACCCUGAAUGAGGUCCAAGACCGCUUCGAGGUCAACGUAGCAGAGCUACCAGAGGAGAUUGAUAUCUCCUCCUACAUUGAACAGUCCAGAUGAGCCUGAAGUUUCUCUCCAGAGAAGAUCGUGUGUGACACUUGGUGUUGCUGUAUUUUGGUGGAGGAAAAAAAAAAAAAAUCAUUUAUUCAGAAGUUCCCCUCCCAUGAUAUAUGUUGGCAAGUUCAUAAUGAUAACACGUUUUUUUUUGUUUUUGUUUUUUUUUAAUUUUAUCAUGUCUUUUGGGGUGCUUGUUUUAGUGUUUUUCUUGUUAAAACCAUGGAUAUAUUGUUUUGGUUGAAGAAAUAAACUUUUUAUACCUUA